GGGGGGGACGGGCAGCGGGGUUCGGAGCGGUAUUGCGGGCUUCGGGGGCUGCCCGGCCCGGCCCGGCCCGGCCCGGUCCGGUCCACCAUGACCAUGAGCUCCGUGGCCGAGAGCCUGUUGGGACCCGACCCCUCCAAAGCUGCUUUCCUGGAGCUCGGUCACCCCUCGCCGCCUCACUACCCGCUGCACGGUCUCCAUCCCGCCGGUCAUCCCCAGCACGACCCGCCACCUUUUGCCUCCUACGGCCGGCCCGGGCCCUAUCCCUACACCGGCGGUGCCCCCCCGCCACCCCACGGGGGUCCCUACCUGCCUUACCCACCCCCCGGUGCCCAGCAUCCCCCGGCGGGGCUGGCCCACGGCGGCAGACUGCAGGACGCAGAACACGAGAAGCCCCCGGCCAUCGCCAACGGGGAGUUGCGCAUCAACGGCAAAGGGAAGAAGCUGCGCAAGCCGCGCACCAUCUACUCCAGCCUGCAGCUGCAAGCUCUCAACCAGCGUUUCCAGCAGACCCAGUACCUGGCGCUGCCGGAGCGUGCCGAGCUGGCGGCCCAGCUGGGGCUCACCCAGACCCAGGUCAAGAUCUGGUUCCAGAACAAGCGCUCCAAGUACAAGAAGAUCAUGAAGCAGGGCUCGAGCGCGCCCGAUGGGGAGCACCUCCACACCGCCGCCUCCCUCUCCCCCUGCUCCCCCAACAUCCCCCCGCUCUGGGACAUCCCCGUGCCGGGCAAAGGGGCCCCCCUGGCCCCCAGCAGCUACAUCAACAGCUUCGGAGCCUGGUACCAGCCGCACCCGCAGGAUGCCAUCCCCCGAGCCCCCAUGAUGUGAUGCUGCCACGGAUCCAGCAACCGCCGGCUCCGGGAGGGCCAGCGAGGUGGGGGGGAUGCUCUGCCGCUCCCCCCCCCAGGGACCAGGGAGCCCAGCAAAGCCCUGGGGGACCCCAGUGAAUGGAGAAGGAGGAAGAGGAGGAGGAAGGCGAUUGCGGUCUGCAGGAACCUGGACAUCGCCUGCUCCAUCGCGGUCUGAAGUGAGACAGCUCCAGCACAGCACCCUGGUGCGCCCGUCCCGGCAGGACAGGACUUGGCCUCCAGCUGUAGCCCCGCGUCCCUCCGUUCAUGGACAUGGGGCAGGGGGGGCCCCGAGAGGGGCUGGGGGGCUGGGGAGUCUCUGGACCCCCCCGGUGUGGCCUUAUUUAUAAAUACCGUUCAUUAUUGUAUGUGCCCCCCCCUUUAUAAAUAGGCUGUACACUUGUAAAGACUGCUCCUCCGUACCUGCUGCUCCCUUUAGGGGGGUCUGUCCCUGGUUUGGGGGAGAUGCUUUGGUCCCGGUCCUCGGAGGAUCCCGUCUCCAAAAGCUCCUGGGAAUAUAGCCCUGCGGGGAUAGAGGCAUUGGAGCAGGGGGCUGGGGCUGUGUCCACCCCCCAGACAUCUGUGCGGGACCCGCCGCUAUUUUCAGACAUGCAAUCGCUCCCCCAAAAUGGAGGCGCAAUUAUAGUAAUUGUGGACCUGGGCCCCUCGGUGAGGGGCUUCUCGCCGCCUCCUCGGGGUAAUUACGGGCAAUUUAGAGCUGUUGAAGAUGUCUCCCUUAAUAGGGGUGGGAGAGGGAGGGCAGGGGGACGCGGGGCAGGCUGGGGACCCUGGGGCAGGUCGAGCCUGGGGUUACUACCCCACGUCUCCAGCAGCCCCCGUGAAUACCUGGCCCGGGGAGCGAGGGUAUUUUGGCAA
Messenger RNA from Harpia harpyja (harpy eagle), 1721 nucleotides. RefSeq names its product distal-less homeobox 4 (gene DLX4). Gene Ontology annotation, molecular function: RNA polymerase II cis-regulatory region sequence-specific DNA binding; DNA-binding transcription factor activity, RNA polymerase II-specific. NCBI's taxonomy places the organism in Eukaryota, Metazoa, Chordata, Aves, Accipitriformes, Accipitridae. The record is from RefSeq and is a predicted model, not a curated record. Gene Ontology annotation, biological process: negative regulation of transcription by RNA polymerase II; cell differentiation; embryo development.